AUGCCGUCCACACAUAAUAAAGACAAGCCAUGGGAUACGCCCGACAUCGAUAAGUGGAAGAUAGAAGAAUUCACACCUGAAGAUAAUGUCUCCGGCCUUCCCUUUUCAGAGGAGUCGAGCUUCAUGACUCUAUUCCCCAAAUACAGGGAAGUGUAUCUCAAAUCGAUAUGGAAGGAUGUUUCCAGGGCUUUAGAGAAAUUCAAUAUAGCAUGUGUUUUGGACCUCGUUGAAGGUUCCAUGACCGUUAAGACCACUAGGAAAACAUAUGAUCCUGCAGUUAUAUUAAAAGCCAGGGAUCUCAUAAAGCUUCUUGCACGUUCUGUACCCUUCCCACAGGCCGUCAAGAUUCUACAAGAUGACAUGGCUUGCGAUGUCAUCAAAAUUGGCAAUUUUGUAAGCAAUAAAGAAAGAUUUGUCAAGAGAAGACAGCGCCUCGUUGGUCCAAAUGGUAAUACACUAAAAGCAUUGGAGCUUCUGACCAAGUGUUAUGUCUUGGUACAAGGUAACACUGUCAGUACGAUGGGUCCCUACAAGGGCCUCAAAGAGGUGCGCCGCGUGGUAGAAGACUGCAUGAAGAAUAUUCACCCUAUCUACCACAUCAAAGAACUGAUGAUCAAAAGAGAGCUGUCUAAGCGGCCUGAUUUGGCGGAGGAAGACUGGUCUCGGUUUUUGCCAAUGUUCAAAAAGAGGAAUGUGGCCCGUAAGAAGCCUAAGUCUAUCAAGUCCAAGGAGAACAAAGUUUACACACCAUUUCCACCAGCACAACUUCCUAGAAAGGUUGAUCUGCAGAUUGAAAGUGGUGAGUAUUUCCUAAGUAAGAAGGAAAAAGAAGCCAAGAAACUCGAUGAGCGCAAGAAAGAGCAGGCAGAGAAGCAGAUUCGGAAAGACGAAAUCAGGGCUAAGGAUUACGUGGCACCGGUGGAAAAGGAGUAUCGCGGCUCCUCGAAAAGAAGUAGAGACGCUACAGAACCGGGGAAGCGUACCAAGAAGCCCAAGGCGUGA
Molecule: messenger RNA, 1002 nt
Organism: Lachancea dasiensis
Lineage: Eukaryota; Fungi; Ascomycota; Saccharomycetes; Saccharomycetales; Saccharomycetaceae
Source: the annotation of a GenBank genome assembly